Molecule: messenger RNA, 453 nt
Organism: Musa acuminata AAA Group (dessert banana)
Lineage: Eukaryota; Viridiplantae; Streptophyta; Magnoliopsida; Zingiberales; Musaceae
Product: S-locus-specific glycoprotein S13
Exons: 1
Coding region: 1-453 (150 amino acids)
Biological process (GO): recognition of pollen
Source: RefSeq, a predicted model, not a curated record
AUGUUGUCGCCCUGCGGUCCCUACGGCGUCUGCUACCCCAGCGAGUCGCCGAUAUGCAAGUGCUUGCAGGGGUUUCACCCCAAGAAUCCCAGGAGCUGGAAUCUAAGGGACGGGACGGACGGCUGCGUGAGGAACACGGCGUUGGACUGCCGGAACGGGACUGACGGGUUCAUCACGCUCAGCAGCGUAAAGAUACCGGAAACGUCGACGUCGUUGGUAGACAGGAGCAUGAGCCUGGAGCAGUGCGAGGCUUUGUGCCGGACGAACUGCUCCUGCAAGGCCUACGCCAGUGCCAACAUCAGUGGAAGUGAGAGCAGCAGCAGGUGCAUCAUAUGGACGACGGAGCUCACCGAUAUCAAAAUGUACGACAGUGGUUCAGGACAAGGUAUCUAUGUCAGGCUGGCGGCUGCCGACCUUGGUGCGUUCGAUCACUCUGGAUCGCAGUCUGCAUGA